UAUAGGGUUUACUUUUUUGUCAAAUAACUAAACAUUAUUAUUUGAAUUUAAAGGAAAUAAUAUUGAAUUUAUAAAUUUAGUUAUAAUUAAAUUAAUUUAAAUAAAAUAUUGAUUUAAAUCAAUUGAAAUCAAUGUCGGGUUCAGUGAUAAGUAAAGCCAUUCAACAGCUGCGGAGCCGUGAAUUUCGGUCAUAUCUUUGCAGUACACAUUUUUGGGGUCCGGUGGCCAAUUGGGGCAUACCUUUGGCCGCAUUGGCCGACAUAAAGAAGGAUCCGUCAAUAAUAAGCGGCAAAAUGACAAUCGCUCUUUGUAUUUAUUCACUACUUUUCAUGCGAUUUGCAAUUCGUGUCCAACCAAGAAAUCUGUUGCUAUUUUCGUGUCACUUCACCAAUGAAUGCGCUCAAGUAAUUCAAGGCAUACGUCUUGUCAAUCAUGAAUAUCUCGGCGACAAAAAUAGUCAAUGAAUACUAUGGAUCUAACUUUAGUUUA
Messenger RNA from Oppia nitens, 489 nucleotides. It is a transcript of the gene Mpc1, whose product is annotated as mitochondrial pyruvate carrier 1-like. The record is from RefSeq and is a predicted model, not a curated record. Bases 132 to 464 code for a protein of 110 amino acids. Gene Ontology annotation, cellular component: mitochondrial inner membrane. NCBI's taxonomy places the organism in Eukaryota, Metazoa, Arthropoda, Arachnida, Sarcoptiformes, Oppiidae. Gene Ontology annotation, biological process: pyruvate import into mitochondria. The transcript has 5 exons.